UGGUAACCGGUUAUAUAAAUACCAAAUGUAUCGUCUUAUUGUUUUUACACUAUAAGAAUAAGCAUAGGGACAGUGAUCUUAGUUUAGUCUGUUAAUUUGUUUUUCUGUUGUUCAAUAUUGUUGUAUAAAUUAUUCAGAGUUGAUAUGCUGCGCUACAUUACAAGGAACCAUAUUUUGCUAGGUUUUGGCUGUCUUCUCGUCUUUUCUGGGAUCCUGUAUAUCCGUCAUGGGCCAAGCAUCUCAUCCUUCUGUUUUUGCCCGGACAAUGGCCACAGGAGGAUCGUACAGAACAAAAUGAACACUGAUCUUUGCCAGGACAAUGGCAACUGGAAGAUCAGCGAACUCAAAAUGCAAACUGGAGUUAAAUAUGCUCAGCCAAGCACAACGAUCAGACGUACUGAUGUGAACUCAGUGACAAACUGGAAUGCUCCUCUGGUUUGGGAGGGAACCUUUGAUCCAGUGGUUAUCGAUGUAAUCUAUAAGAGAAUGGACCCAAGAGUUGCUGUGGUGUUAUUCGCUGUUGGCAAAUACACACGUUUCCUAAAGGGCUUCCUGGAGUCAGCUGAAAAGCACUUUCUUGUUGACUUCAGGGUCACUUACUACAUCUUCACAGACAACAAAGGAGAUGUCCCCCAAAUUGAACUGGCUAAGGGCCGGAAUAUCUCAGUUAUCACCGUCCCUAGUGCCAAGCGCUGGCAGGAAGUAGUGCUUGGUAGGAUGAAAUGGGCCACCAUCACCAUCGACAAACAGAUCCGUAAUGAAGCGGACUAUCUUUAUAUGAUGGACAUCGACAGUGUCUUUCACAACAGAGUUGGAGCCGAGUCUUUCAGUCAGCUGUCUGCUGUGCUUCACCGUGGCUACAUGAAUAGCAAAAGGACUAAGUUUCCUUAUGAGCGCCGGCCCGAAUCCAAGGCCUUCAUUCCUGCUGAUGAAGGAGACUACUAUUACACUGCUGCUAUCUGGUGUGGAUACCUGGAGGACAUGUAUAAGCUAGUCAAAUACUGUUACACACAGUCGGAGGAAGAUGCUAAGAAUAACAUCGAAGCUGUUUGGCAGGAAGAGAGUCACCUCAACAGGUACCUGCUGUACAACAAGCCAACCAAGGUGCUGUCUGCAGAGUACCUGUGGUCAGACUAUGAUGCAAUACCGGCAGAAAUUAAAGUCGUCAGGAUCUCCCAGCUGAUCAAGAACUAUAAAGAAGUGCGGCCCAAUGGUGGACACUGAUGUCAAGUCAAUGACAUUAAGACCAUGAAACUACAUUUAAAAAUGAUAGCUGGGGAUAUUUGUAAGAGGUUGCUUUGUCUAUUCUGUACUCAAAGGUAUAAAUCAAAAUAAGUGGAUUUCAAUAAACUUAAACCAAACCACA
Anarrhichthys ocellatus (wolf-eel) is the source of this 1366-nucleotide messenger RNA. RefSeq names its product globoside alpha-1,3-N-acetylgalactosaminyltransferase 1-like. Gene Ontology annotation, molecular function: hexosyltransferase activity. Gene Ontology annotation, cellular component: vesicle; Golgi apparatus; membrane. The record is from RefSeq and is a predicted model, not a curated record. Bases 145 to 1224 code for a protein of 359 amino acids. Gene Ontology annotation, biological process: carbohydrate metabolic process. The transcript has 12 exons. NCBI's taxonomy places the organism in Eukaryota, Metazoa, Chordata, Actinopteri, Perciformes, Anarhichadidae.